CUAUCUUCAUUGGGAUGAUCCAGAUGAUGCAUAUUUUUCGCCUACUGAAACAAAGCUUGCAGCC
Molecule: messenger RNA, 64 nt
Organism: Mesorhabditis belari
Lineage: Eukaryota; Metazoa; Nematoda; Chromadorea; Rhabditida; Rhabditidae
Source: the annotation of a GenBank genome assembly